UCCAGUUUCAAAACCAGACUCUGUAAUAGUCCUAGGUGAACUGGGAUUUUUGCGUUUCUCGGACAUUCGAGUUUAAGCCUGUUGUGAAAUUGUACAUUGUGAGGACAAGCUUCAGUUUGGCGGACAUGGAAACAACACACAGUGAACCGAAUGCUGCACAUGUUCAUGACAGUGUUAAGGAAUAUUAUGGGAAAAUCCUCAAGCAGAGCUCUGAUUUGAAGAGCAAUGCGUGUGUGCCUUCAGCUAAGCCCAUUCCUGUCUACAUUAGAAAAGCUCUGACUGAGGUUCACCCGGAAGUCACAGCAAAGUAUUAUGGCUGUGGACUGGCAGUGCCCGAGUGUGUGCAGGGCUGCCGGGUUUUGGAUCUCGGCUGCGGCAGCGGACGUGACUGCUAUGUUCUCAGUCAGCUGGUUGGUAAGAGUGGACAUGUCACUGGACUCGAUAUGACAGAAGAUCAGCUUGAGGUUGCAAGAAAAUAUAUAGACUAUCACAUGAAGACGUUUGGAUAUCAAAAGCCAAAUGUCAACUUUGUUCAAGGAUACAUCGAAGCCUUGAGGGACGCAGGGCUGGAGGAGAACUUUUAUGAUAUAAUCAUAUCAAAUUGUGUGGUGAACCUUUCACCUGACAAGGCUAGUGUUCUGAGAGAGGCCUACCAUGUACUAAAGGAAGGGGGAGAGCUAUAUUUCAGUGACGUUUACAGCAAUGCACCGAUUUCAGAAUCCCUUAGAGCCAAUAAAGUUUUGUGGGGUGAGUGUCUGAGUGGAGCUCUUUGGUGGGAGGACCUUGUCCGAUUGGCUGAGGAAGUUGGGUUUAGUAAACCUCGACUGGUAACAGCUAGUGUCAUUUCUGUAGGCAAUGAGGAGCUCGAGAAACUCCUAGGAGGCUACAAGUUUGUGUCUGCUACAUAUCGCCUAUUCAAGUUACCAAAGCAUUCUGAGAAGGAACGCUGUCUUGUCAUGUACGAUGGAAACAUUACGGGAUUAGAGGAGAAAUUUGAGUUUGACGCUGGGUAUAUUUUUAAGGUGAAUGAGGUGAUGGAGGUGGAUGGAGAUUUGGCCAACAUCUUGAAGAAUUCCAGGUUUGCUGAAGAGUUCACUUUCCAGACUCAGGCACAGGGCAACACAACACCAGGUUCAUGCUGGGCCAAACCCAAGGUCGUGCCUGCGAGCCCCUUCAAACUGGCAGAGCAGCUGGGAAGUGCAAGUGUGGCUUCAUCCACAGGGUUGUGCUGUGGCCCUCAGGAGUCCUGCUGCAAGUGAAAGAACCAAAUAACAAAUAAAAAAAUCAUCAAAGGAUAAAGUAUUAAACUGAAUGUAGACGUUAUUACGCAUAAAUACGUAAUGCCAUGCUGAUUUUAAUUAUUCGAUUAAUCUGAGGUGUUGGGGAUAAAGUUGAAUAAAUUGUAAUUGUAAUCAUAGUUUUAAAAGGAUUUGUCCAAGAAAAAGCAUUAAGAAAAUAUUAUGUAAUUUAUAUACAUGCAGUAAUUUUUUUUUUAUCUGCCUCAGUUUGCUUGAAAUAAAAUCAAAUGAAACAA
Molecule: messenger RNA, 1534 nt
Organism: Silurus meridionalis
Lineage: Eukaryota; Metazoa; Chordata; Actinopteri; Siluriformes; Siluridae
Gene: as3mt
Product: arsenite methyltransferase
Exons: 11
Coding region: 126-1259 (377 amino acids)
Biological process (GO): toxin metabolic process; arsonoacetate metabolic process
Cellular component (GO): cytosol
Molecular function (GO): arsenite methyltransferase activity
Source: RefSeq, a predicted model, not a curated record